GAUAAGCAUUCAAUCUCAAACCCCACUACAAGGAAAAACAGUUACCAAAACCAAAAACCGAAGCCGAAAACCUUCGAAAAUGAGACUCCUCAUCGUCGCCGCCGCCGCCGUCCUCCUCCUCCUUCAAGUCUUGGCUGCCGGGGCCACCCGCACGGAGCCGCUGGUCGGGGGGUGGGAGCCGAUAAAGAACCUAAACGACCCGUACGUCCAGGAGAUCGCCAAGUUCGCCAUCAAGACGCACAAUGACCAGGCCAAGACGGGGCUGGUGCUGGAGAAGGUGGUGAAGGGCGAGACGCAGGUCGUGGCGGGGACGAACUACAAGCUCGUCGUCGCGGCCAAGGACGGGGCCGACACGAAGAACUUCGAGGCCGUCGUUUGGGACAAGCCGUGGGAGCAUUUCAGGAGUCUCACGUCGUUCAAGCCCGUUUAGGGCAACGCCUGAGUCGCGUUCGUGAAUAGUUUAUAGUGAUAUUGAGAAUAAAACAAGAUCUGGUUUUCAUUUCUUAGGAUGGACGUUGUAAUCUGAUCUGAUGGCCCGGUUUUGUUUGAAACGUCUGGUGCAACUUGACUGAUCAUAUGUUUUAUCUUUCCCUUUCUUGUUCUGCUUUUGCUUUUCUGGGUCUGGUCUUGCGUGAUGCAACAGGCAAGAAUUUCGUGAAGAUGGAUCAGAUUAGGUGAGCUGAGAUGAGAGAUCUGCAUAUAGCUUUUGUCUUUUCCUUGGAGGAGUGCUUAGAAAUUAUUCAAAUUUUGAUCUUUGACGGUGGGGCAAGCAGAUUUAAGGGAUAUUUCGGACGAAUUACAAUCUGCCGAAGGUAAGUUCUUGAUGAAAACUCAGAUGACUUCGGGUGAAAUAUAAGAAUGGAAACUCUUCGUUGUUCUGCAACUCAGCAGUACCAUGGCGAUCACGUCGUCGAUCGCAGCGCCAUGAUCACCACUCUUAGGCGACGACUGCUCGGUUAUCACAUCUCUCCGGCGAUUUCUCUCUCUUCCGCCUCGGAUCUACGGCCUGAAUGUGCAGGACCGCCCAUGAUGGAUGUCGGGAUUGCGGUCGGCGCGGCGUAUGGCAAAAUGUCUCUCGUCCUCUUCCCCUCCAACCCCGCUUCCCGUAUUUCCUUUUCCUCCAUCGCAAUGGUCAUGAAGGACCACCGCAGCAAUGGCAACCACCACCGUCGUGGUGGUCAUCGUGGAGACACAACCACCAUAAAGGUGGUUGUUGCCAACAAUGGCUACUGGCUAUGAGGAUUUAAAAAAAAAAAAAAAAUCAAGGAUCAUAUCUUAUCGUAUUCUAUCUUAUCAU
Eucalyptus grandis is the source of this 1297-nucleotide messenger RNA. Its product is annotated as cysteine proteinase inhibitor 1-like. The transcript has a single exon. Bases 80 to 430 code for a protein of 116 amino acids. The record is from RefSeq and is a predicted model, not a curated record. Lineage: Eukaryota; Viridiplantae; Streptophyta; Magnoliopsida; Myrtales; Myrtaceae. Gene Ontology annotation, molecular function: cysteine-type endopeptidase inhibitor activity.